Molecule: messenger RNA, 330 nt
Organism: Entamoeba invadens IP1
Lineage: Eukaryota; Evosea; Mastigamoebida; Endamoebidae
Exons: 1
Coding region: 1-330 (109 amino acids)
Source: RefSeq, a predicted model, not a curated record
AUGGUCCUUAUCGUGUGCACUUUUCUUGAAGAUUGUGGUUUGAUUAAGAAUGGUAAGAUAUCGAAUCUGAACGAUGUAUACAACAAUUUGAAGUACCCCGUUGACAUAUUCAAGUUACGGUGUGCAAAUUAUGAUAUUUCCUUCCGUUCUAGAAGGUGUACAUUUGCAUUAUUAAAGAACAUAUUGGUUGUUGCUAUGACAAACACGUUUGUAAUCACUCGCAUUUUCAAUAAAUCGUUAGACCAUGCAAAGUUCUUACGAACUUUGGGAAAGGCUUUGUGCGAAAAGUGGAUCACUGAGUCCUUCCCUGUGAUGAACAAGAAAGAGUAG